AUGGAGGCAGCGGUAACAGAGUACCAGAAGUUGCAAGAUUCGUUCCAAACGGCGGUGGAAGCGAGGCAGCAGCUCGACUCGCAACUGCGCGAAAACGAACAGGUGGCAAGAGAGUUUAGCAAGCUCAAGCAGGACAACCAGGUCUACAAGCUGAUCGGACCCGUGCUGGUGAAGCAAGAUCAGGUGGAAGCCAAGUCGAACGUCGAAAAGAGGAUCGAGUUUAUCAAGGCCGAAAUUGACAGGGUAGAAGCACAGAUCAAGGACUUUACCGAAAAGACCGACAAGAAGAAGAUCGAGAUCGUAGCGCUGCAGACCAAGGCCCAGCAACAGGCGGCAGCAGCAUAA
Messenger RNA from Mycosarcoma maydis (corn smut), 345 nucleotides. RefSeq names its product tubulin-binding prefolding complex subunit YKE2. Gene Ontology annotation, cellular component: cytoplasm; prefoldin complex. Gene Ontology annotation, molecular function: protein-folding chaperone binding. The transcript has 4 exons. The record is from RefSeq and is a predicted model, not a curated record. NCBI's taxonomy places the organism in Eukaryota, Fungi, Basidiomycota, Ustilaginomycetes, Ustilaginales. Gene Ontology annotation, biological process: protein folding; chaperone-mediated protein complex assembly. The coding region runs from base 1 to 345 and encodes 114 amino acids.